Messenger RNA from Plasmodium cynomolgi strain B, 2964 nucleotides. RefSeq lists its product as hypothetical. NCBI's taxonomy places the organism in Eukaryota, Apicomplexa, Aconoidasida, Haemosporida, Plasmodiidae. The coding region runs from base 1 to 2964 and encodes 987 amino acids. The record is from RefSeq and is a predicted model, not a curated record. The transcript has 2 exons.
AUGGAGGCACUUUUCAAGGACUUGAACUUCGCAGAAAUACGGAAAUGUGUAGAGCAAGAUGAGGCCCAAGUCGAAAGAGUUGCCAAAUGGAUAUGCGCGAACAACCUUUACAUAAGUUUACAAAUGUUGGCAAAAUGCAAAAAUGGGGGAAAGCCAAAUCUGAGCAUAAACGUAAUGGAUGAAUUAGAUGAAAAAAUUAGCAACCCCCAAAACGAAGAAUUACUAUCUUGCACAAAAAAAUAUGUCUCCCUUUUGGAGCAAAUUAUUCUCCGUUAUGAGGAACUAAAUGUAGAAACGAAUAAGAAGAUAUUUGAAAUUUAUUCGACGGUAUCACUGAGAGUUUUGAUUUUUUCCAACCACGAUUUUGCCCCUUCCAUGCAAAAGUCCGUGCUCGCCCUGAUUCGAAAUAUACAUGUGAAAAAACAGCACACCUCCUGCCAUAAAAAUGAAUAUUCUUAUAGCCUUUUAAAUUGUCUACACAAUCUUUAUUUCUUCAUCUACCUACCUGAUUUGAUUUUUCUACAUUGCUUACUAAUUUAUUUGUGCUCUAAUGUUAAUUGCGAUGGGAGCAGCACAAUGGGAAAGAAGGAGGAGGAUAAAUUAAUUAUACACACGUUGAGAAAAAUUAGUGAGCUCUUUGAAAGGCUCGUCUUUCCUCUCAACAGCGGAAAAACUGUUCAUGGAGAGGCCCUCUUUGAUGAGAGCCACCGACCAGGACAGGUUUGCCCAGUCCAUGUUCACCACAUUUCAGACACACUCAAUAACACGGACACAAAAAUUAUCUACAAGAGAGGAAAGACAUUCAAGUUAAUGUAUGAAAAUAUUUGCUCCACAUUUGACACCGAUAAAUAUCCAGUUAAUGAAAUAGAAUUUCACCAGAAUUACUCCCCAGAAAAUGUAAACGUAAAUAACUUCCUCCUGCUACUGAAAAUUAUGUCCCCCAACUUUAUCGCGUACUUGUACAUUAUAGACUCCUCACAAAGUUAUCCUUACGCGAAGGAAGCUUUUGACACCAUUUUCUUCUGCCACUUUUUGCUCCACGCACUGCAUAAGAUGGGAAAGCAUAAAUGGGGAAACCAAAUUGACCAGCUAAUGUUCAGCACAAUAAGCAAUUGCCGUGGUCUUCUGGAAAGGAAUUAUUACUCCCCAGGCGGAUGGACCCAAACACGAAUUCACCACAUUAAAGAAGAAGACGAGGUGGAACACAUGAAAGAGAGAGAAAAGGAAAAGCGAGAAGCAGAUGCAUCGGUGGAGGGAACCACUUUGAGGGACCCACCUCAUGGGAAUGAAAUCGGGGGCGCUACCAAACUUAGCGAAAAUUUGCCACAUCCGAGGGAGGACAUCCUGAAGGGGGCCCCCCCCAACGAUGAACCCCUCACGAAAUUACGCGACCUUCACGAACAGGAAAAGACAACUCUCCCGGAUGCUAUCUUCAAAAAUAGGGACAAACUGAUGCUCAAAUUGAAGAGCCUUAUCAUUUGGGGAUACAUCCAAGCAGAUGAUGCGGAAGAAUGGAACUUUCUAAACUUAGCAAAUUGCUUCAUCUUCACGGAUGACGCAUGGAGUAAGCUUUACAAAAAGGGGAAUUACCUACACGAAUAUUUAUUCAAGAAAAAUAAUUUUUUUACAUAUAACUACGCCGUUUUUAAAAGCACAUACGAGUGUAAAACGUUGAAUUUUAAGUACAUGGAUUUUUUCUCCUAUUUUGUUGCCCUACUCCUACUUAACAUGGUAUCCGCACUAACCAAGUUUUACCUGAAAAUGGAGGAAUUAUAUGACGAGGAGACGAACAAAACGGAUUCUGAAGAAGAUUCCAACGCGCAAAGUGAACAAGACAACUCUUUGUCAUAUGAAACGCGAGAUUCCUCCUCCAUGGUCGAAGAAGCAAACCCGAUUAGAAAGAACAAAAUUUAUGUGCUCUCCGAGACGGACGUAGAAAAUGGAGAACCUAUAAAGAAAUGUAAUAAAUGUGGAAGAUCAGAAAUAUUUGAAAUUUCGCUUAACGAACUCGGCCAGGAUGUUAUCAAUGGACACCUCCCGUUCAUUCCUCCACAAACAAAUGAAAAGUUUGAAACCCUUUUUAACGACUUCGUUUUUAUCUGCUUCAAAUUGAUCAGCUAUCCUUCCGAUGAUGUGCAGGCCAAGUGCCUGUCAGUUCUAUCUCGUCUUACACCGAACAUCAGCAAGGUAAGCGAUUUGUAUAUAAAAUAUAUGAAUAAAAAAAUAGAGAAAUUAUUUGCCCUUAUUGAUGGAGGGGAAAACGAUUAUGAUUACAAGGAUAAGGGGUGCUACUGCUGGAAGAACCAAGUUGUCGAAAACUACAUUCAUCUGAUAUGCAAACUGGACAAAAAGAUAAACAUCAAUUUGAUAAAAUCAUUACAAAAGCUAAUAAAUAUCUGUAUGUUCAAAAAUUACAAUAAAGAUAUAUGUGUAAUAAUUUGUAAAAAUAUCAUUACAUCCUUUUAUUACCACCCAUUAUUAUUCCCAUUCUUAUUACAUAAAUAUAUGAACAUACUUUUUUAUCUCAUGGAAACAAACGAUGUCGACGUGGUGGCAGAUUCGUUGAGGUGUCUUUUCAUACUAUUCCAGAUAAAUUCGGAUGACGUUAAAAUAUACUGCCACGAUAUUGUGUACAGAUUGCAUCUACUCUUCAAUAUUUUCAACAAAUCGGACUUAAUUGAUUUGAGAAAAGAAAAAAUCAUCCAACUGGAGACCCCUGUAAAGAACAGUGCUGAAGAAGACAUCUCCACCAGUGUCACUUAUUUUUUAAAAAAGUUUUAUUUUCAAAUUAAACACGUAGAUAGAGCCAGCUCAGAAAUUUUGAUGCUCAUGAAACUUAUUUUGCGCUGUAUAUAUAUUACAAUUCCUGUCGCAGAAUAUUAUCAGCUCAUUCGUAUAUUUUCAGAUAACCCCCUGGAAUAUGACAAAUAUUCGAAAGGCUUCCACAUUUUUGCUACUUUCUAG